AUGGUUAUCGGAAAUACUCACUGGGACGAGGAGACCACAGGCACCGGCACCGGCAGCAGUCACCGUGGAGUGCCUUUCCAGGCAGUGCUUAGGCCGCAAGGGAGGAGGGUGACGGCGUAUCACGUGAGCGAGGUGCUCAAGGCUCUGUGUGACGCUGACGCGGGGCUGGCGUUGUUCCGGUGGGCCAAGGACGUGCAGGGAGUGACGCCCGACGCGCAUGUGUACUCGAGCCUCUUUGGGCUGCUGGGGCGAUUGAAGAACGCUGAGGGACUGGGAGGGUUGGAGGGGGAGAUGAGGGAGGACGGGUGCGGGGAGAACGUGAUCACGCUGCAGGCCCUUGCUGCUGCGUACUCGCGUGCGGGGAAAUCUGAGGAGGCGCUAGCGACACUGGAUGAGAUAGAGGAGAAGGAUGAUUCACUUAGCCCAUUCUCAUUCGGCGUGCGCGUGGAUGUGCUAUUCCGCAUGGGGCGCUACCGGGACGUGAUCAAGACGUUCCACAUGAUGCGCGCGGCAGGCUAUGCCCCCGACGCGUUCGUCUACAGCACCGUGCUCACGUGCUACGGCCGCCUGGGGAACAUCAUUGGCGCAGAGCUGGCGUUCAGAGAGAUGCUGUCCUAG
Molecule: messenger RNA, 618 nt
Organism: Closterium sp. Naga37s-1
Lineage: Eukaryota; Viridiplantae; Streptophyta; Zygnematophyceae; Desmidiales; Closteriaceae
Source: the annotation of a GenBank genome assembly